AUGAAGAAAUCCGAGCCUCCGGCAGCCUCCGCGAUUAGUUUAGCGUGGUGGAGAAAAGUUCAAACCCUAAUCAUCGAAUCCUCUUUUUACUCUCUCUGGAUUGCUUCUCUGCUGUCUCGGUUCUUUGUGUUCGGAAGGUUGUUGAUAAUGGCAGAGCCUUCAAAAGUCAUUCAUGUUCGUAAUGUCGGACAUGAAAUUUCGGAGAACGACUUGCUUCAGCUAUUCCAGCCAUUUGGAGUCAUCACGAAGCUUGUAAUGCUUCGAGCCAAGAAUCAGGCCCUCCUCCAAAUGCAAGAUGUUCCUUCCGCUGUUAAUGCAUUGCAGUUCUACACAAAUGUUCAACCCAGCAUUAGGGGAAGAAACAUUUACAUUCAGUUUUCAUCACAUCAAGAACUAACUACCAUGGAUCAGAAUACUCAAGGACGAGGAGAUGAGCCUAAUCGAAUUCUUUUAGUUACAAUACAUCACAUGCUAUAUCCUAUAACUGUGGAAGUGCUGCAUCAAGUUUUUUCUCCUCAUGGGUUUGUGGAGAAGAUUGUCACGUUUCAGAAGUCGGCUGGCUUUCAAGCUUUAAUUCAGUAUCAAUUACAUCAGAGUGCUAUUUCUGCAAGGAACUCUCUUCAGGGACGGAAUAUAUACGAUGGUUGCUGUCAGCUGGACAUUCAAUUCUCAAACCUAGAUGAAUUGCAAGUGAACUACAAUAAUGAACGCUCUAGGGAUUUCACGAACCCCUCUUUGCCUUCAGAACAGAAGGGAAGAUCUUCUCAAACUGGAUAUGGAGACGGAGACAUGUAUGCCCAUGCAGCUGGAUUUCCACAGAUGGGCAAUGCUGCUGCUAUUGCUGCUGCCUUUGGAAAUGGUUUGCCACCUGGGAUAACUGGUACAAAUGACAGGUGCACAGUUCUUGUAUCUAAUCUGAAUUCUGAUAGAAUAGAUGAAGACAAGCUUUUUAAUCUGUUCUCAAUAUAUGGAAAUAUUGUUAGAAUCAAACUUCUCCGAAAUAAACCAGAUCAUGCAUUAGUUCAGAUGGGUGAUGGCUUUCAAGCUGAAUUGGCUGUGCACUUUUUGAAGGGGGCCAUGCUGUUUGGGAAGCACUUGGAGGUCAAUUUUUCAAAGCAUCCAAACAUUACAACUGGGGCCGACACUCACGAUUAUUCAAACUCAAAUCUCAACCGAUUCAAUCGAAAUGCUGCUAAAAAUUAUCGAUAUUGUUGUUCACCAACAAAAAUGAUCCACAUCUCCACCCUUCCUCAGGAUGUGACUGAAGAGGAAAUAGUAACUCAUUUGGACGAGCAUGGCACAAUUGUUAGUACAAAACUAUUUGAGAUGAAUGGAAAGAAGCAAGCUCUUAUCCUUUUUGAAAACGAGGAACAGGCUACAGAAGCCCUUGUGUGCAAGCAUGCCACAUCCCUUGGUGGUGCAACCAUUCGGAUUUCCUUCUCUCAGCUACAAACCAUAUGA
Messenger RNA from Fraxinus pennsylvanica, 1461 nucleotides. The record is from the annotation of a GenBank genome assembly. Lineage: Eukaryota; Viridiplantae; Streptophyta; Magnoliopsida; Lamiales; Oleaceae.